Messenger RNA from Poecilia reticulata (guppy), 4923 nucleotides. Its product is annotated as zinc finger protein 516-like. The record is from RefSeq and is a predicted model, not a curated record. Gene Ontology annotation, biological process: regulation of DNA-templated transcription. Lineage: Eukaryota; Metazoa; Chordata; Actinopteri; Cyprinodontiformes; Poeciliidae. Gene Ontology annotation, molecular function: RNA polymerase II cis-regulatory region sequence-specific DNA binding; DNA-binding transcription factor activity, RNA polymerase II-specific. Gene Ontology annotation, cellular component: nucleus.
CCCUUCUCCCAACAACAACGGUCUGCCGCUGCGGAGCCUCCUGAGGACGGAACUGCGGUUCAGGUGCACCGCUGUGAUUUAAAUAACAACUCAAGUUUAUUUUAGCGCUGCGAGAAGAGAAGGAGACGAGGAGAGAUUAGCACAGUGCUGAAAGACAGCUCUCUGAUUUGUCGACAAGUGUUUAUCCGCUGAAGGGAGCUCGCCAUUGUUUUAUCUGUGAUGGGAUUCCUUCAGGAGCAACCUGCCGCCUGACGUUAACUCCCCUGCUGGAGAGUUAAUCUCCAAUCUACCUUGCAUCAGAUACUUGGCUAUCCGGUCUAACCUUUGCAGUAAACUACUGGAAACAUACUUUCUUCAGAGGUCGGGAUGGACCUUAAAGCAGUGACUUUUUGCAGAUUCCAGUCGCCAGCUUUGAGAACUUAAUGACUUUUCUGGGUUAAAACCUUGAAGAUUCAUCAGAUUAACUACACAGCUGUUAACCUGCGAAAUCUUCACGAAAAGUAAUGGAGACGGAGGAGAAAGAGGAUGUAUCACAAAAACAAGCUUCAAGUACAAAAGAAGUGGAAGAAGAUGCAGCAGCGUGCCACACAUGUGGAGUGUGUGGUCGUAGUUUUCCUCUGCUCAGCUCUCUCUCUCAGCACAUGAGAAGACACACACGGGAGAAGCCGUAUAAGUGUCCCUACUGUGAACACCGGACAGCUCAGAAAGGCAGCCUGAAGGCUCACAUCCGAAGCCAUAAACUGGGCCUCCUCAGCAAAAACCCUGGAGACAAUGAGGAGGAAGAUGAUCAGGACCAGAAGGAUGAGCCUGAUGUUCUUGACGUCCCUGAAGUCAUCAGCACAUCUGACAAAGCUCAUCACAUCAAUGGGAAGGUGAAGAAGAAAGUAACAAAGAAAAAAGUCAAAAGUAAAAAUGGGGUUGAGUUUGGAGACGGGCCGUUCUCCUGCAUCAUUUGCGGCCAAGUUUUCCCUCAGGUAUUGCUCCUUAAAUCCCACAUUAAGCUGCACCACAGUUCCCACGAUCACGGAUGCCGCAUUUGUGGACGACGCUUCCGCCAAGCAUGGUUCCUCCAAAGCCACAUGCGCAUUCAUCGGGUCAAAGCACAGCUUCAAGGCAGUAAAAGCAAUGAGCUGCCUGCCACGAUCAAUGGGACUCCUCAGGACCCAGCGUCACUGACAAACGAAGAGUGCCUCUACGAGCUCUGCGCUGGCUGCGGUAACUUCUUCAAAGACCGCACCACAUUGCGGGCUCACGAAAAGUUGCAUAAACUGAACCCAAAUCCAAAAAGUGAAGACCUGAUGCCCUCUGAGUUGCAAGUUGAUAAGAAGCACUUUUUGGAACUCCUGAGCCUCAAAAGUGUUAACUCUAAAGAACCACCUGAGGUAAAAUUUCAGGGUAGAAGAAUUCAAGAGCUAGACCCAGUUUGUAGUUACCAAGCCUGGCAGCUAGCUACAAGGGGACGACUAGUGGAGUCCUCUGAAAAAUGUCUGGGCUGGGAGGAGAGGCUGGCUGAUGCAGAAGUGGCAUAUGACACAGAGAAAGGAGAAUACGUACCCCUGAAGCAGGAAAAGAAGAGGAAACAAACUGACAGCUCCAACUCUAGUGUCAAGAAGAAGAAGGGUGAUACAGCUGACGAUCACGCACUGAACUCUCCGAAUCACGGCAGAAGUGGAGACAAAAAAUUUUUCCAAAAAGACCGUAUCAUUUUGAAUGGUCUUGGUCAAGCGUUUUAUGAGGCACUGCAGACAAAGAAGGUCAGAGAACUCUCAUCUAAGCAGAGUAAGAACAUCAGGAGCCAAGAGCACGGAGAUAAAAAGUCAUACUCCUGUGAGUACUGUGAUUUCCAAACUGUUGAGUCCUCGCUGCUCAGGUCCCACCUAUACAGCCAUCGCCUCGGCCCCUGCAGCAAACAGAGCACCACUGCUGGCAACAUCAGUAAAAGUGGUUCUUCGAGAUAUAUGGACUACCUCAGGAGCAGGAGUGUGUUGCUCAGUCAGCCAUAUUGGAAUCAGUACACAUAUCCUCCUGGUCAAGAGUUUGCAGAGGGAAGCAUUAAGAUGGAAAACUCGAGUGUGAUUGAGAUGAAAGAGGAGGUACACAUUGGUGGUGAAAAUUUCAGUCUUCUUAAUCUUUCUUCAUCCUCUGUUGCUGUUGAAAAUUCAAAUGAUCUGGUAAAAACUGAGGGCCUGGUGCAACAUCAGUGUCUAUACUGUUCGCACACUAGCAAUUACCCAGAAGUCCUGUGGAUUCAUCAGCGUGUCACCCACAGGGUGGAUGGCAGCAGCUCUGUAGCACCAAAGUGGGCACCCUGCAUUAGCAUUUUAAAGAGUUUGAAAGCGGGGUCUUCUCAUUGGAGGCGCACAGGACCUCCACCGUUCCUUGAAGGCAAGGACUGCCCAGCUUUACCCACUCCACGAACACAGCGUACACAACCUCCGGGUAUCACAGCCCAAACCAGCAGCAAGGUCUCAACCUCAAAAAUCCAGUCAAGCAUCACAAGGCCCAAGCAUCACCCGAAGGAUUCGCAUUCCUCAGAUGCAACACAUUCUCGUGGGAAGGUUGUGUUCCAACCUCAAAGGAAGUCUGGUGAACAUAAACGAGUCGUAGAUAGUGUAAGUAAAGCCUCCAUUGCCCAGGUUACUUCAAUAAACAGUUCUGUGCACACCAAGAGUCUCUCAAACUUCCAGACUUCAAGCAGCCCCAAACACAGAGGCAACAGAGCUGCUGUGGAGGGUGUCUUCCCCCAGGAGGGUUUGGGGUUCAUGUUAGCAAGAAAUCAAAGUGGGACUUCUUCUAACACAGCAGCAGACAGAACCCACUCCCGAAGGCAAUCAUGGGACUUUUCCUCUGGUCUUAAAGGCCCUGAUCUUUGGGCAGCCAUGAACAUGUGGGGGCUACAUGGUGGGAAAGCAUAUUUAGAACAACACCUUUUUGCUCAGGGAAAGAGUGACUCAGCAGGAGACACCCCUAAGGAGAUGGACCUUUUAAGUCUUUUGAAGAGCUACAGUCCCCAUGAGCUGGCAGCUCUUUAUCAGCACUGGGGAUAUGUCGAUCCAAGACUGGAUCCACAAGCAACACUGCAAUUGAAUGGAAGUUUUGGGAAUGAAGUUCAUUCUUCCACUGAAUCUUCCAAACAGAAGAGCAGCCGCUCCACUCCAUCUUCAGGAUCUCUGCAUAAAGGAACGUGAGGCGCUGCUGCUGCUGCUGCUGCUGAUCUCCGCUGCCACCAUCCUACCUGCUGAAUAAAAACACACGUUGUUCUUUGAAGGAAGCAGCCAAAAACGCAGAGGCAACAGUGAAAAAUGCACAAUUUAUCGGAAGCAAUGAGGUCAACUCUUUACUUUGCAACAUGAUUAUUUUAUUUGAGGUCUUCCGCAUGUUUUCUUUGCUCGGUAAACCUUUAGAUGAUGAUAGCUGACGUGCACGCACGGUGAGGUGUUUGGAAACUUUGUAGAGAUAAUGCUCCAGUCCAGAUGGAAAUAAAAGUGUGUUGCUUCAGUCGCGUAGCUACAUAGAAGAUGUCUUUAGUUGUAGUGAUACUGUAAAAACGGAUCCGUUAAAACAACAGGAAAGGCGUAACACCAUGAAAGCAUUGAAAAACACUCUUGCUGCAAAAAUGCAACGUUAUUCACUGUAUAUCACCGUCAUGUUUCAGUUUGUUGUUUCAACUCCUGUAAAUGUUUUUGUUUUUAAUAUGAUUGUUAUCUUUGCUACGUUUGUUAUUGUUACCACAUUCAGAAUUACAGAUAAACUAACAUCACUUCAGAUUUGAACCUAACCAAUAAACUCUGACAUGAGAGGAGGGGUGUACAGCUCAAUGUGCCAGUUUAUGAUUCACUUUUAUAUGAGGUGUAGUUGUGGUACUGUAUGGUUUCUGUGUGAAAAAAAAUAUAUUUUUAGUUUCAUUUCAGAUAGGUAAGUGGUCUCUUUUCAGUCAUUAAUUAGGAAGAAACCCAUUAUAAACAAUGUGUUGAACUAUUUUCUAAUAUUAGCUCACAGUCUCACUGGAUAACGGAGUGGAACAAGCUGAAAGCUUUUUUUUUUUAGACCCAGUCGGUUUAGAUUGUACCCAUAAAUUGUUGCCCAUCAUACAGCUAGUCUGUAGCGUCCAAAAAGGUGCCCGCCGUUAUACGUUCAGAUUUAAAUUACAAAUGCAGUAUUUGCCUCUGUGCUUCAGUUAGAUUUAUUCUGUGAACAUCUGGUAGUCUUUCAUACUUUGUAUGUGACGUAGCGACUGAAUGCUGUGAUUUUGUUUCUUCUAGAAGUAAAAAUGGUAGUGAAAAACAGUUUGUACUGAUGUGGCUCCUACAAGCCCCCCACCCCGGCUUGUCAAGCCUCUGAAAAAAAAAAAAAAAAGUAUGGUUUGUAUUCAUUUUUAAUAAUUCACUUUACUCUCCUUUUGUGUUCCAUGUGUACUCUGUUUGCUGGUUUCUUCUAGUAUGUUUACAUUUUUAGUACAUCUCAUUUAUCUUCUCCCUUAGAUAAAAUGUCUAUGCAUUUGACAUAAAGCCAUAAGCGUAUGAUUGUUGGGAGAUCCAAAGAGCACACAACUAUUACAAUGAGUGUUAGCAGAAAAUAUAUUCUCCUUGUCGAUAAAUAUUGUAAAUGGACUUUUACUUCAGGGGCUCUUUCUUUUCUAAAAGUGAUAUUCAAGGACCCAUAGAUACUCGAUAUUUGUAGAGAGAAAACACAAAUUGUGGAGGGCCGCUCUCUCUGAAACAACAGGAAACGGUGAGCCACUGUUUUUCAUACAAACCCCAAACUUUUUGCAAACAUCAAGCUUUAAAUUGAGCUCCGAGUGGUUUCAUUUUUGUGACUGUAAACAUGUUUCGUAGGUAAUUAUGUUGGUAUCAGAAGGAAUAUUUUCAACAGCUUCAGUGUGUUUGUAAAAUUAUUUGAAUAAAGUUAAUGUUGAUUUAUAUA